This is a messenger RNA of Sebastes umbrosus (honeycomb rockfish), 2726 nucleotides long. It is a transcript of the gene mansc1, whose product is annotated as MANSC domain containing 1. The coding region runs from base 598 to 2112 and encodes 504 amino acids. The record is from RefSeq and is a predicted model, not a curated record. The transcript has 5 exons. NCBI's taxonomy places the organism in Eukaryota, Metazoa, Chordata, Actinopteri, Perciformes, Sebastidae.
GACAAAGACUAAAAUGGGUCAGACUCUGGAGAGGAGCAGCACAUCUUCCGCACCAGCCAUCAUGUAAUAAUAUAGUUCAUCCUCCUGGAGACACAGACUGAUGCUGAAGCUGCUGCUGGCGGGAUUUAGCUUUAACAUAUAUCAUUAUAUUAAUAAUGAUAACAAUAUGUCGCCUGAAGAGACGGUUUUAUUGAACGCUCGCUGGCUCAUAUUCUACAUUUAAAGCUGAAUCUCUGAAUCGUGCCACCAGUUGUUUUUUAUCAGCAUGUCCUCUCGGGAUGCUGAAGCUUCUUACUGGGACUGAACUGUUUUUUAUUGGGAUCUUUAACUGGUUUACUGGUUCCAGUCAAACACCGACUCAUCAGGCUGCUGACUGACCGACGGAGGGACGAUGGAUGCGGCUCCGAGUUAAUCUGCGUCCUCGGUGAAAAUACAGGAGACGGGUUAAAGUCCUGUUCUGUGGACUGUGGACCCAGAGAUCCACUGAGCAUCUGAUGGAGGACGGUUCACGCUGUCGGCCCGAACACUAGUGUGGAUCUCUGCUCUCUUCAGGACUCUGAGGCGUUUCUGAUCACCGACCGUAGAUCUGCUGCAGCCAUGACUCCUUCAGCGCCUACGCCACCCUCAUCAUGGACGCUCAGGCUGCCUGUUGCCACGGUACUGCUGCUGCUGCUGAUGAUGACAUCACUUCCUGUGUCGGCUGUGGAGCCAGAGACGUGUUUCUCCCGACAACACCAGAGCGCCAUCGUGAACGUCAGACAGGCGUUGAACCGGCCGACGACGGCCAUGGACACUCGGGUGGUCCGCUCAGAGAGGGACUGUGUCCUCGCCUGCUGCUCAGAGGAGGUCAAACCAGGAGCCAAGUGCAACAUGGCGGUGUUCAACGCCAACAAGAACGCCGGCGAUGAUAACUGCUUCCUGUUCCACUGUCAGACGGAGCAGGACUGUCCUCUAAUGAAGGCUCAGGACGGCAUCAACACCUACGACAUCUACAAAGGUUUGAUUCAUCCGACCACAGUGAGACCUGUCACCAUGACGACCACCACAGAACAAACCACCUCCACCAUCACCACCAUGCCAGCGCCGACUACACCAACAACCACUCAACCAACCACCACUACAACCACCACACAAAGUACAACAACACCACCGGCCACCACAACAACCACGACACCAACCACGACACCGACCACAACACCAACCACCACCACAACCACCACCACCACGCAGGCUCCCGCCACCACAACAGCACCUCCACCCAUCAUCAUCAUCGCCACGAUGCCUCCGGUAACUGCAGCACCCACCUCCACCUCCACCAGCACUGCUACAACCACUACAACAACUACAACUACAGCUACUACCACAACUACCACAGCAGCUACUUCAACUACUUCUACUACCAGCACCACCACCAAAAAGCCAAACAAAACCAGUAAAAAGCUAAAUAAAACCGCCAAGAAAGUGAAGCCUCAUUCCGUCAGCACCACCACAUCCUCUUUGCCGCCGCAGAGCUCCACUACAUCACUUCCUGUUGUAACCGCCAACAAAGAGGCUGCACCAAGAACUACUGAAAAACCACAUCCCAACACUGAAACUACCACCACUACUACUACUACUACUACUACUACUACUACAACUCCCACUACUACCACCACUACUACUACUAUUCCUACUACUACCACCACUAGUACAACUACCACUACUCCUACUACUACUACUCCUCCUACUACUACAACUCCUUCUCCUACUACUACAACUCCUUCUCCUACUACUACAACCACUACUACCACCACCACCGAUUUGGCCACCGCGAGGACGACUCCACCAGCGAGUCUGGUCAUCGUCCCCAAAGACGCCGUCCAGUCGGACCACGCCCUCCAGUCCGACCACGCCCUCCAGUCCGACCACGCCCUCCAGAACUCGAGCGUCGACCUGGGGGGGAAGGCGUCGGCGGCGCGGGGGGCGUUGAAGAGCGGCGUGGUGGCGUUCAUGGUGCUGGGGCUCGCCGUGCUCACGCUGGCUCUGGCCGUCGGCGGCCGCAAGGCGAUGGAGUCCUUUGACAGACGCCAUUACACGAGACUGGAGCUCAAUGAUCUCCACUACGAGGUGUGAGGCGUUUUUAUGACGGAAGCUCAGAAGGACAAUUAGCAAGACUUCAAAUUAGUUAAUUUAAGAUUGUUAACGUUCACCUGCUGAUGUUUUAAUUUCACUCACAGUAAUGGAAUGUCUACGUCACUAAAGAGGCGUUAUACCGUGAUAUACUCGAUCCUGAUUGGCCAAAGGGUGUGCAUUAUUUAGAAAUAACCACACAGCUCUGGCAGAGUGUCCUCAGUUUAUUUACCUUUAUAAACUUGUAUUUAUUGCCCUGAAAUAUGAGUAAAUAAGACUUUAAUCUUUGGCGUGGUAUAAGAAGGAUAAUGCACUCAGACCCGUGCGGUUAUUAAUAGUAAUGCACUGUGAAGACGAACCUUCUGUAGAAUCUGCAUCUUGAGUUAUUUCUUAAUAGGAGUUCUCUUCUCAGAUUAUAAAGCCUCUGGAUUAUCUGAAAAAUACAUCGUCACAAAGCUCAAAACUGUUUUUGUUGAACAGUUUUGGAGAUUUGUGGUUUUUCAUGGACAGUGCCGAUAUAUACUGUAUAUUACACAGCUUUGUUGAAUACUCGAUUCUGAUUGGUCAAUCACGGCAUUUUACGGUCUGUUAUUUCUUUAUAAUAUAUAUUUCUAUAU